CAGCCUAUUGCCGCGAUUGACAUGCUGCUUCCAACUUCUACCCCCACGCUUCCCAAUCUUCCUCUUUUCCUAUCGUCAUUCACAUCCUUUUGAAGUGGGUUUCAUAGCCUUUAUUUGCACCUUAUAAUUAUUGGCAUUAAUUUCUUGCAUCGGAAUAGCAGCCUAUCAUGGAAGCUCUUGGAUAUGAGGACGACGAAACUGCUGGCCGUGACAUCGGAUGUAUCAAUGACGCUGCUUAUACAUAUUGGAAUCACAUCGCCGACACCAUGCACACUCUAAAAAUUUGGUUAAGCGCGAUGUCACUCCUGAUAUGGUCCACGUCUACCGACGACUGGAGCUGGGCGCCCGGUAUACUAUGUCUAUAUGGCGCAACCACCUUUGAUUCAUUGCCAAUAUUAUGUGCCGGGAAGAACGGCGGUGGUGUGAAAGCCUUGAAUCCAGACACAUUACAAGAUGGCUACAGGCUGGUAUCAUUGGUUUCCCUCUUCUGUCUGGGAAUACUCUCACCGAUCAUGCCUAUAGUCACAAUUAUAGAGAUAAGGGGAGAAAAUCGAUCCUUCGCUAUUAUCUUGAGCAUUGUUUUACUUCUUCUCUCAUUGCUCAAUCUGGUUUUUGUCAUGGCAGGCUACUGGCGGCUUCGCAAUAUCGACGAAACGAAAUAGGAAGCCCGUGGUACCUGAUGAGUACCUUGAACAUAAUCUAGAGUUUGAAACGUUGUUGCAAUGGACGGAUGAUGCUCAGGAUGAUGAUGGGCCGCUGGCUAGAGCAUAUAGAGAACAGCUUUUACUGU
Molecule: messenger RNA, 790 nt
Organism: Mollisia scopiformis
Lineage: Eukaryota; Fungi; Ascomycota; Leotiomycetes; Helotiales; Mollisiaceae
Exons: 1
Coding region: 168-662 (164 amino acids)
Source: RefSeq, a predicted model, not a curated record